CUCCGUCUGCCUUCUGCAAACGAUCUUCACCAUGCAUCCAUGCCUCAUUCAGUCCCACGCCAUGUCGCCUCUUGAGAAAAGAAAAAGUCGUAUAGCCCUGUAAACGCCGGCCGGAGCUUCUUCCGGUUCUGUCAGUGUCAUGUCCAAGUCUCUAUGAGCGUCUUUCCAGAUUUCCAGUGUCAAAGAACCCGGGCGCGAUCUUCUUUGCUGUAUGUCGCGCGCAACAGCCGCCUAGCGGAUGCGAAUGCACGGAGCCCCAGGUGCGCGACCGACGUACCCAUACAUACAUACAUACUGUUUCAGGACACCUUCCACUCACUGCAUUGACCGCUUUGGCUCAAGAUUUGAUGGCACAGUACUGUACUACUACUACCGGGGGUUCCCAAGAUCACCGGGGGGCUGGUGUGCCAUCGCAUUCCAUUUGCGCCGCUUUGUGAUCACCACGCCGAGUUUUUUUUGCCUCUCUUCCACCUUCUCGAUUUCUUGGGGGAAUUCGGCCGGAGGAGCGAACAGCAGCCCGGCCAGAGCGUUGUUCCUUCCCCUUCCACGUGGAUGGGCCCUUCCUUCUUCCGGGGUGUUUCCGGAUUUGUUCGUUUGCAUGCAAGGGUCGGGCGACUUGAGUGACCUUGGGAGGACUCGGUGUCAUAUAUUCUCGCACUCGAGACGUGCGACGUGUGUCAAUUUGGGCUUCAUUUCCCAGCAAGCGCAGAACGACGAUCUGCUAUAUCGGUGCGUUCCACGCUGAAGAGCGACGUCUUCCCACGACUCUGCUCUGCACCACCACCACCACCACCACCUUCCUUGACUCGCCUUGACUCGAGUCACUCGCUCUAUUCCCCCGGCUGCAACGAACCGUUGCAUUGAAACUGAAAGCGUCCUCUGUGUGAUAGCUACUCCAACCCUUCCAAACCGCUCUCGCUCCAUGACAGGCUCCUCAGGCCAACAAUUUCUGCUUCUCAUCGAGAACUCAUCUCUGCUUGCCGGCUACUGGAGGCCGCUGCGAACUCAAUAUCUCCCCAACUUCAUCCAGCAACUGCGCGGAGCCCACCCAUCUUGUCCAGUACCUGCCGUCUCUCUCACACGACCGCGCAGGCAGAACUCACGCGUCGUCCAGGAAAAGAUAUUCGUCGCUGCGAGCCGGCCAUCCCCGUUCGACCUCGCCCCCAAUCCGCGCCAGUCGAGCAACCUCGAGGCGGACCUGACCGAGCUGCAGUUCAACUACGACUCCGACAACGCCCUGGCCAUCGCCCACAUCCGCUACGCAGCCCAGUUCCUCGCGUGCCAAUCUGCGCGUGCCGUGCGCCACCUCAUUAUCGUGGCGGCGACGUGUCCGCUCGACUACGGCGGCGAAGGGCCGGACCCGUGGCAGCAGCUUGCGCGAUCGCUGCGAAAGGAACGAGUGCACAUCCACCUUGCGCUUACAUCACAUCUGCGUACAAGCCCGUUCAUAGGACUCUUCGAGCAAGCGAAGCAGGAACAGCACACGGAAGAGCCGCUGUGGCUGCAGACGUACUCAACAGACUUUUUAUUCCGGGUCUGUGUUCCACUGGAGCCCGCAGUGCAUCUUUCCUCGGCAUCCAAGACCUCUGAGACGUCGCAGCACCUUCCGUCGGACAUGUACACCACCAAGGCACUGACUGAUCCGUGCGCCGAUCCACCCAGCAUCGUCGCAAAGCUGCAGCAGGUCCACGGCCUGACGAAGAAGAAGGUGUACGGCGCGAAGCCCGUGCAGCCGCCGUUCAUCAAAGACGACCACCGCCCGACGAGACGCUCAGUGACCUUGCGCCCUAUCGAUCUGCCCCCCGAAACAAGCCCCGCGCCGCUCCUGACGCGCCGCACCAAGCCCGGACCGUCUGUCGUUCCACCCGGAAAACCCGCGUCCACCUGGCAAUCGGCGAUCGCCAAUACCACAUCAUCCUGUCAGAUGGGUCUCUGGCAGGACGACCCCGUGAGCAACAUGCUCCCAUCGGCCGUCGACUGGCUAUCACCGCCGUCGGACAUGUUUCUCCCCCUCGAUGCGGCCAACAUGCAGCUCCAGUCAUACCCCUACUUCGACGAUCUCCCCAGCCCAAACGAGACGCUCUCCCCCGUUUCCGGCACCUCCUCGCCGCCGUUCCCCAUAUCGCCCAUCGACCCGCCGCGGUCCGGCCUAUACGGCAUCACGGCGGCAGGAGACAUGGACGCGGCGGAUCUGCACCACCAGCUGCACUACGACACGCAGCAGAUGGCGUAUUCGCCGCUGAUCCAGGCCCACCGCCCCGCAAAUGCCGUCUCUCCGGUGCCUAGACUCGCUGGGUGCCCGCCGACGUCGAUCUCCGCCUCGCAUGGACUAUGCCCCCGGCAGAGGAUCGAGCCUGCCGUAAACACUGCAGCAUUUCACCUUGACACUCCUCCGCAUGCCGGCCUGUCGUCGCUCAGCGGGUGGGCCGGUUGA
This is a messenger RNA of Mycena citricolor, 2434 nucleotides long. Lineage: Eukaryota; Fungi; Basidiomycota; Agaricomycetes; Agaricales; Mycenaceae. The record is from the annotation of a GenBank genome assembly.